Messenger RNA from Chelmon rostratus (copperband butterflyfish), 4235 nucleotides. It is a transcript of the gene pkd1l3, whose product is annotated as polycystic kidney disease 1-like 3. The transcript is spliced from 23 exons. Gene Ontology annotation, molecular function: protein binding; calcium channel activity. Bases 135 to 3191 code for a protein of 1018 amino acids. The record is from RefSeq and is a predicted model, not a curated record. Gene Ontology annotation, cellular component: membrane. NCBI's taxonomy places the organism in Eukaryota, Metazoa, Chordata, Actinopteri, Chaetodontiformes, Chaetodontidae. Gene Ontology annotation, biological process: detection of mechanical stimulus.
CUGGCAGCAAUGAUUUCCCUGCACUGUGUGAAUUUGUUUUCAGAAAUGUCUGUUUUGAGUUUGUUGAGGAGUCCACAACUUGGUCCAAAGCCAGGAGCAGCUGUGAAAAGCAAGGAGGGGAACUCCUGAAGGUGAUGAACAACCCAAUAAAAAUCUUCCUGAAGAGCCUCACCAAAGAGAGAAACAUCAGCAACUUCACCUGGUGGCUGGGGAAGGGGGUCGCGGGAGUGUACCAGGGACCUGACAGAAAAAAUGUUGCCGUUUCAAAGGACAACUGCAUUUACAUGAAGCUGCGUCCUCUUCAGCUCUUCAUAGCAUCUGACUGCAACCAGAGACGAGGCUUCCUUUGCACCCACAAUUUGUGGUCCUCAUCAAACACAAAGAAGACAGUCGUGUCCAGUCAUGGGACCAGAGCCCGUCUCAAAAGGGAUCAAGAGGGCAUGCGUUUGCAUGUUGGAGACAUUGACAGACUUCUCCAGGAAGCAGAUAAAGAACUAACGCGAAUGGAAUUAACAGGAGGGGAGCCGACAGAUGACAACAGGGACAAAUUCAUUCAAUAUUUGUUGGAGGGCACAAGAAAACUGACUCCAGAAUUCGCUUUGCAAAACAACGUCACAAUCAGUCGCAUCAUCAACUGUAGCACCGGCAUCCUCCUGCUCUCAUUGAAAAAAUGUGACAUCGACGUUAACCCAAACCCUACGUCUUUGUUUGAGGAUAUCUUUGAGAUCUUUCGGGCAGUUUCUUUGCUGCUGGGUUUGGCUACCACAGAGACAUUUAUUAUCAGGCACCCAAGAGGCGUUAUCUAUCAGAGCAGUCACUCACCUGCUGACCUCAGCAAUGCGGUGCUGGGUUCAGAGAGAGAUGGUGCGUUCAUCAGACUCCCCUCAUAUUCAGCACUUGAGGCUCAGCUUGGAAAGCACAGCAGAAUCAUCUCUCAGAUGGCUACAUUCUCAGAGAAUCCUCAUCCGUCUGACGACAACAUCUCUGGGACUCUCUGCAGCCUUUUGCUUAGUGACGGAGCCUCAGACAUAACGCUGGCAAACCUGACAGAGAUGAUAGAGAUCUUCAUGCCUCAUCCAAAUGCUUCAACAGUCAUUAAUAGUACCGUUGUGUUGGAGGAAAACACCUCUGCGCUUACAUCAAUCAACGUCUCGGACCCUACAGCGACCGUAUUCUUCACCGUGGAGCCGAGCACCAAUGUGUCGCUGCUUCUUCGGUUGUCUCAAGGGUCACCUCCUAACGACACAUACUUCAGCAACACAACCAUCCUGAGCCAAACGGGAGGCUAUCGCUGGACGAUAACCCCAGACAUGUUACAGCGGACUCCUGGAGUCUGGUACGUUGACACCAGACUCUUCAAUUCCACUUGGGAGAGAGGCCUGACGCUGAGGAUCACUUCCUUUGUCAGCAAGUGCUUGUACUGGAGCAUAGAGAAGGAGACAUGGAGCACUGAAGGCUGCCAGGUGGGAGAGAAGAGCACCCCAGAGCAAGCGCAGUGUCUGUGUAACCACCUCACUCUCUUUGGGAGCUCCGUCAUUGUGAUGCCGAACUACGUGGACGUAUCUCGCACGACAGAGCUGUUUGCUACCGUGUCUGAGAACUACGUGGUGCUGGCACUGCUGUGCACUUUCUUCGGCCUGUACCUGAUCACUCUGCUGUGGGCCUGCUAUGCUGACCGCAGGUCACGCUCUAAGAGGAAGAUGACUCUGCUGGAGGACAAUCACCCAGGUGCUCUGUACAACUAUCUGAUUAGCGUCCAGACUGGCCAUCGCAAGAAUGCUGGGACUACUGCCAAUGUGACAGUGAAGCUGAGUGGCUCAGAGGGGGAGAGUGACAUACACAACCUCACAGAUCCAGACAAGCCUGUGUUCGAGAGAGGAGCUGUUGAUAUGUUUCUGCUGGCCACACCCUUCCCACUGGGAGACGUGCGAAACCUCAGACUGCAGCAUGACAACUCUGGAGGUCGCCCAUCAUGGUACAUAAACAAGGUGACCAUACAAGACCUCCAGACCCGACAGGUGUGGCACUUCCUCUGUGACUGCUGGCUGAGCGCUGACCGUGGAGACGGAAUGACCAAGAAAACCUUCAAUGCUGCAAAGAACAACGAGAUUGCCAGCUUCAGGAAUAUUUUCCAGAGCAGAACGUCGACUGGCUUCAGGGAUGAACACAUCUGGGUGUCCAUAGUGGAUCCUCCCUCUCGUAGUCCGUUCACUCGUGCCCAGAGGGUCUCUUGCUGCAUGAGCCUGCUCCUCUGCACCAUGGCCAUCAAUAUCGCCUUCUGGAACAUUCCUACAGAUGAGGACUCGCCAGUACUCUUCUCGUUGGGUUCUUUGCAAAUCACCUGGCAGGAGGUCAUGGUGGGGGUAGAGAGUGGCCUACUCAUGUUCCCAAUCAACAUCCUCAUCAUCACCAUCUUCCGAAGCAUCAGACCUCGCAUAAUUUCAAAAUCUCAAAAAGGCGACUCUGAGGGGAACUCGAGACCACCCGCAAUUACCAUACCAAGUAUUCUGAAGGAUACAGAGGAAGUGAUUUCUUUGGUGAGCAGAAGUCAGAGGAACAAGAUGUCAGAGGUGCACAAGCUGGAGUCCAUCGCUGACCUCUGCCCUGCCUUGGACAGAGUGCAUGAAUUCAUUCAUCUUAUGCAAGGGGAGAGUGAGAGUGACCCCCACUGGGUGUACUGCAGCAAGUUCCUCCUGGCCGGUCUCUGUCACCUCAUGAUGUGCUUGGAGAGAAUGGAUGGAAAGAACUUCCCGAGUCCAUACGAGUACCAGCAGACCCUCAACGUCACCAACCUGCUGGUUCGCAAGGCUGAGAUGGUCUUCUCUAGCCACUUGGCCUACUGCCCACCUCCCGUGAGGAAGAAGGAGAAGUCGGCAGGCUGCUGGCUGCCCUGGUGGUGUGUGUUCCUGGGCUGGUUCCUGUUGCUCUCCAUCAGUGGAGUGUCCACAUUCUUCACCCUGCUGUACGGUUUUCAAUACGGCAAAGAGAAGUCCAUCAAGUGGGUCAUGUCUCUGGGCCUCUCCCUUUUCCAGAGCAUCUUUAUACUCCAGCCUCUCAAGGUGAUAGGCCUUGCUGUGGUUUUUGCCCUUCUGCUGAAACCUGUAGCUGUGGAGGAGACUGAAGAAAUUGAGCAAGUGCUGUUGGAGCAACAAGACAAGUGUAGACGGUACUCUGGCAGGGACACGCUGUGAGGGAGCUGUGAGGGAGGUUAGCGGGAUGAGAUGUCUUCUCUGACGGGCCCGGGUGCAAUCCACAGCGCCCUCGCUUCUUAAACACUCUUUUGCACUUAUUGGAGGUUUUACUUUCUGAGCAUAAAAAUUGCAUAACACAUUCUGAUGUUUUUGUAUAUGUACAGAAUUUCCAGUGCCUCGGAAAGUUUUUUCUGAAAUGGGUAAUUAAAUAAUGUUCCUGCAUGUUGAAGCAUUGCUUUUUCAAGUAAUUUACAUGACGAUGUUUGUGUGUAUAAAGACUCUGGUUGCUUGUUCAUCUGUGGAUACGCUGUCAACGCGCAAAAUUGGUAGAAUCCAUGUACAGCUUCUAAAGGCACUGAGGCAGGCUUGGAUGGCAAACAUCCAAUAAAAUAAAUGUAAUCAACAAGUAAUGGAAUAGAAGCCCUGCUAGGAUGAUUCAAAGUCUAUAUACAUAUUGAUAUAAUUUGUUAAUUUUAAGUUCAGCCAAAUUCAUUUGGGUUUUAGUGGACCAUUAAUAUUCUAAAUUAUAUUUCAAUGGCUUGUACAAAAGGGGGAAAUGUCUUGUUUUAGCAUGAAAAUGACUUGGCUCAAAUAAUUUGCUAUCAGCAACUUUGGAAAUAUUGACAUGGUCAGCAUUCAAAGCAGCCUGUCAGCAUGACUCAUCAUCACAGUGUCUGACGGCCAGCCAUCGAUUCUACGCCAACAUGGACUUCCACUUUUAGAGAAGCGGGAAGACGCUUUUACGUAAUUGCACAUAUGGGAGCCAAUUAUUAAUUGAUCACUUUUUUCAUUUCACCUCCGUCACUGUAAUACAUGCUGAAGGUGCAUGUCAUGACUUUUCAUCAUACAUGCCUGCUUCUGUGCUCUUCAGUCUGCCCUGCCUUUGAAUGAUUCAUGUCGCAGACCUAACAACGUUCGUUCGAGUUCGUGCUUUUGGUUUGGGAAUACGAGCAGGUCUGCAGACACGUCUUAGACCUUCUGUCCUUUUUUCUUAAAUCAAAAACAACUGGUUUAUUUAUUGUUUUCAUUUAUUGAUACUGUGUG